AUGAAAAAAAUUGACUUGAUAGGUACAAGAAUACCGAACCUACGAGCUAUGAGAAGAGAAAAAGUUCCACUAUGGGUCGCUUUAAUUUUAAAAAAUCAAGAUAAAUGUAAUAUAGUACCUCCAAAAUGGUUAAAUGUGAUAUAUUUGAAAGAAAAAUAUGAAGAAGAAAUAAAGAAACCAACACAAUUUAGUGAUAUACCAUGGAACUGGUUAGAAAUGUCUAAAAUUUUAUUAAGCAAAGCCCCAGAUGAUUUGCAAGAUUCGAGUCACGAUAUACGAUCAAUAUUACAAGAUUUGAGAGAAGUAAGAUUAAUCAAAUCUAGAAAAGGUUUGAAAGAAUUAAAUGAAUCAAAUAUACAAUUGAGUGGUUUAUCUUUGAUGGAAAUUAAUGAGAUAAGACCAUUUGUAUUACCCGUGAUGAACAAACUAAGGCAACUACAUGAUACAGUCUUAAAACAUAAGGAAAGCGGUAAUAUAGAGGAAAAUUCCGAUGAUGAAGAUUAA
Lodderomyces pseudojiufengensis is the source of this 504-nucleotide messenger RNA. It is a transcript of the gene PSF2, whose product is annotated as DNA replication protein. Gene Ontology annotation, biological process: double-strand break repair via break-induced replication; DNA replication. Gene Ontology annotation, cellular component: nucleus; GINS complex. Lineage: Eukaryota; Fungi; Ascomycota; Pichiomycetes; Serinales; Debaryomycetaceae. The coding region runs from base 1 to 504 and encodes 167 amino acids. The record is from RefSeq and is a predicted model, not a curated record. The transcript has 2 exons.